Messenger RNA from Melampsora larici-populina 98AG31, 987 nucleotides. RefSeq lists its product as uncharacterized. The coding region runs from base 1 to 987 and encodes 328 amino acids. The transcript has 2 exons. The record is from RefSeq and is a predicted model, not a curated record. Lineage: Eukaryota; Fungi; Basidiomycota; Pucciniomycetes; Pucciniales; Melampsoraceae.
AUGGCGGCCUAUGCGGAGUAUCACUAUCCAAUCACCCACCAAAAGAUCAAGGAUACAUUGUCAAUUUGCAAAGCCAUCCAAACGGCCCAGAUGACUCCGAAAAAGUUCUUACAUGUUUUCUUACAUGCGAAAUCCCUCAAGACUUAUCCGGUCAAGAUGCAACAGAAUUGUUCCAAAGUGGCAACUUUGCGAAAAGUAUGGGGUAAGCGAAAAGGAUGGCCUUCAACACUAGCGAUCUUGCGUGGCAUACGUGGGCUCGCGUGCAAAUCUCGCGACGGGUUAGACCUUUGGUCCAGUUUUAUCUUAGAUGAGGCAAGUGACCUCCUCAAGAUCGACACCUCUCGUCGAAAUCUAGCGAAGCUCGGUUAUGUGAAUACAAAGAAGAUUAGUCAUCAUUUCUUUGGCCCGGUGGCCUCCGCCGAAAGAGCAAAAAAUGUGGCUUCAACUAUGCCCUUUCUAUACAACCUUCUAUUGCGCCGAUUGGAGGCCAAUUGCGUAGAUGAUCAAAUCACAAACUCCAGUUCAUGUUCUCAGCGUUCAAUCUCAAGCGCUUCGAUUUCCUCUCUUUCCCCGACUUCAGAAAAGGAUGAGCAUGAAGACGAUAUUCAAAGUGAUGAUGGGGAUUCGGACUGGGUGGACCAAUCAUUUGCUCUUGAUGAUACGGCCCACGACGCCCACGAUAAUCCACCGUCUUCCUCAAGUAAUUCAUCAGAUGACAAUCUACAGCACAGUCUUGAAAGAAAAGACUAUUCGGAUAGCUCAGAUGAUAGAUCACCCUCGGAUUCAGAUGGUUCCGAAGCCGAGCCCGUCAAGGAAGCUGAAAAGAUCCUCUACAAUGACGGUGCUCGUCGUUGGUCAAGAUGGUCUCAUGAAAGGGUGACUUCGGUAAGAACAAAUUUUAUGAUUUGUUGUAUGUGGCGGUGGCUUACACAUAUGUCAUUACCAGGCGGCGAGAACCUUAUGCUUGAUGUUCGCCAACAUGUGUAA